AUGGCACCGCGGGGACGCUUUGCGCGGCCCCGCGCGGCGCGCGGCGCCGCGCGCGGCGCCGCGCUCGUCGCGCUGGCGGCGGCCGCCCUCGGGUGCGGCCUCAGCGCCGCUUGGCUGGGCCGGCCAGGGGGGGGGCGGCCGCGCCGGGCGGCCGCGUGCCUGCAGGCGCGCGCGGGUGCCUCGCCGGCCCCGCUGAAGGAGGAGCUCUUCCUCUGCGACGAGUUCCGCGCCAAGCAGGAGGAGAUGUGGGAGAUGAUGGACGCCGAGGACCGAGAAGGCGGGCAAGGCCGCGAAGCAGGGGGGGCCCUCGCUGCUCGAGGCCGAGAGCUUCGCGGCGCAGCGCACUGA
Prorocentrum cordatum is the source of this 348-nucleotide messenger RNA. The record is from the annotation of a GenBank genome assembly. Lineage: Eukaryota; Dinophyceae; Prorocentrales; Prorocentraceae.